This is a messenger RNA of Brienomyrus brachyistius, 7642 nucleotides long. Its product is annotated as nck-associated protein 5-like. The transcript is spliced from 13 exons. Gene Ontology annotation, biological process: microtubule depolymerization; microtubule bundle formation. The record is from RefSeq and is a predicted model, not a curated record. Gene Ontology annotation, cellular component: microtubule plus-end. The coding region runs from base 2071 to 6612 and encodes 1513 amino acids. Lineage: Eukaryota; Metazoa; Chordata; Actinopteri; Osteoglossiformes; Mormyridae.
CAUUUGUCAAGGCAGUCUGGCCUACUGUUUUUACAAGAUUGGUUAGUACCUUACUCAAAGGUAAAACAGCAAGCCUUCUUUCUCCUUCUGGGGCUUGAAGCAGCAACCUUCUGUUAAGUCAGUGUCCAUAACCUCACUUCUGUAGUUAACAUGUAGGGUUUAUUUUCAUGGAGUUCUUUUGGUAUUCAUAGGUUACUUCAAGGUCGUACUGCUCUGGUGUGUGUUAUGUUAGCUGAUGUGAACGCCGCUUCGCACGUGUGCAUUACUGAUGCCGUUUAUCCUUGUUAAAGAAUCGUCAUUAGCAUCGCGCCAUGGUAAUUACACUCACCCCCCUCUCCAUCUCCCCAGCACACGUAGAGGUUUGCUGGCGAUUGGCACUGCCUGUCCUGCCUUCCUCCAGAUGUUGACUGAUCCCUCCUGUUCCUCUCUGCCGUUACUAUAGCUCUGUGGAGAUUUUAAUUAUUGACGCAACUGCAGCACGCAGCGGCUGUGCUGUCGGGUGCGUUUUAAGUCUUUUAUUUGCUUCUAUUUAUGGAUUCAGCCGUGAGUGUAGGACAGGAAUAUGUCCAAAAGAAAGUUGAGUAAUAGAAGUUGCUAUUUUCUCUGACUAGUGGUUUGCUUUGGGGUUUUAAGGGCAUUUGGGCUUUAGCCCUUGGGCUAGUCAUUGUGGUGCUUCUUGCAGUGGAGGAGUGUUCAUAUCGCGAUGGGUGUAGCUCAGCUGCUCAAGUGACGCUAUAUUGAUGUCAGGGGAUGGCAUAUAACUCCCAUUGUAUUUAUGUUUUUUAAAGCCGCUCCUUGAUCCAUAGUAACGAUCCAUAAUCAUGGUGAAAUCUGAACAUCUUAAUUGUUAUUCGACUAGAAGACUUUGAUAUGAAAACUGUAACUUCUGCUGCGUAAUAAAUGCUUUGCUUUUAAAAAGGCUGUCGGACUAGGAAGUGGUUUUAGGAAGCAUGUAUGACAUUUUGGGUUUCUGCCCUUUAAAACAAAAAAUGUGUCCAUCCUCCCUCAAUAAAUGAUAUAGAAGUAUGGUGCAAAUUAACAUGUUCCAAAAUAACAUCUUUUUUUUUUUUUCCUGGUGGCGAACCAUUCUGUGCAGUCAGUGAUUCUCAAGAGCUGGGGAAUCGUUCCUAAGGUCUGUUUCAUUCUCCUUUAGGGUUAGAAACAUUGCGAUUCUGUGUUUAAAUAUGUGGCACAUUUCAGUAUCUUUGAUUAGUUGUUGGAAUGAAGAUUUUAAAAAUAUCUGAAUGAUGGAAAAACAAAGAACAAGCUGGCUUCUGGCAAAAGAAGCUGGCGCAGAUGGGUAUUUUAGUCCCUCACAACGAUAUUUAUACAACGAUGACAAAAUGCUCUUAGGUAUUUUUAAAAGCCUUUCAUCUGUGCUUUUAUUUAACAUGUGAUUUUCAUGAUCACACUGUAGAAAUAUAAAAUACAGCACGGAUUUGUUUGCCCACUGUCCAGUGUUGCAUGUUGUAUAGCACGGGAAAUUAACAAUAACAAUUAUAUAAAUAUCUUUAGACAAUUCAUUCGUAGCAUGUCUGGGAUAGUACAGCAUUGUGUCUCACUUAUCGCACUUCUCUUUUAUUUGCUAUAUUGGUACACUGUUCUGUGAAUCAUAAUGCAUUAUGGGAAAUAGUCUUUGCGCAUUCAGCAUGUUAAUAAAAUAUGAACUGAAAUCUGCUGGCUUGUGGUUGAUGGUACCCUGUCUUCUUCCAAGUGACUUUUUUUCCCCGCCUGUUUAAGUAGUUUCUGUUUUGUAUGGUGAUAAAAAAUGUACAGGAAGAGAUAUGAAAUCUAACUUGGACCGUCUUCGUCGUCUCAUCUGUCAUUAUCCGCUGUGUUUGUUGGCAACACAAUUCUGCCAUUAUGCUGAGAAAUAUAUCCUGCAAAUAUGCUGUCUAAAACCGCAUCCUAGCCCUUCUGCAUCAAGACGGCAGGGAAGGCGAAUAAAAAAAAAACAACGAACUGCCAGGUUGUUGCUCGUCAGACAGCGAUUGCAGAGAGAUUGGUUGAGGGUCGACAUCACCACCUCCAUCUGUUCCGUUCUGAGGAAAGCCAGGUGCAAAGGUGAGGAUGUCUGAAGACAACGAUCCCAGAGACUGUGAUGAGACAUUGGAGUCAGAAGAGGGCGAUGUUGAGCCGUACCUGGAGGAGCUGGGGAGUAGCAGGGAGCUGCUGGGGAGGCUGAGGGAGCUGGAGGCAGAGAACUCUGCAUUAGCUUUAGCAAAUGAGAGCCAGAGAGAGGCGUAUGAAAGGUGCCUGGAUGAGGUGGCCAACCAUGUUGUACAAGCUCUACUCAACCAAAAGGACCUGCGAGAGGAGUGCAUUAAGCUGAAAAUGCGGGUGUUCGAUCUGGAGAGGCAGAACCGGACCUUGACAGAGUUCUUUCAUCAGAAACUGCACAGCCAGUUCAGCACUGGACAGCAGCUGCCAUCUGAACUGCACACAGAGCACAACCCUGAGCUUCUACCCAAAGGCCCAGACAAGUCCGCCGCAGUGCAGAGCGAGGGGCAGGCCAAGACCAACGGGGACUGCACACCAAACGGCACAGCAGACACGCGAGCCCCCUCUGCAUCAAUGGAGGCACUCUCCCCGUUCUUUAAGAAGAAAGCACACAUCCUCGAGGUCCUCCGUAGACUGGAGGAGACUGAUCCAUUGAAGUUCCACCCCUAUCCCGGCCUUCCUGCCUAUUACGACUUCAGCCAAGCCCUGAUCCCCACAGAAUCUGCCCUCGUCCCUGGUGUCGUCCCCACCCAUCAACACAAAGGACCCCAGUCACAUUGUCGCCAUUCCUGCUCGGACUCUGACAUCCAUGAGUAUGCGAAUGGCGAUAGGACGCUUCCUGAGGACCACGGUCUGGAGUAUGAGGGCUGCCAGUCUUGUCUUAUGCUCUCUCAGAAGAGCUUGGCAGGUGUCUUAAAGUGUAACCACGGUCACGUCACUUCGCACCCAAGCAGACCAGAUGACUUCAGCUGUGGCAGCUGGCCGGAGGUUCAGGGAGCCUCUGCACAGAGCACAGACUCACAGGCCACCGUGCCAGCAAGUGAGAAAACGGACCCAGCAUCCAGGGCGGAGAAGCCAGAUGAUGUCCCACAACUCAUGAGCACAAAUCCCUAUCUCUACUCAGGACUCAAAGAUGCCACUCACGCCGGUGUCGCUCAUCAGGAGACAAGCCUGGCCGCGACGUCGGCAGAGGCCAGGAACGUUGACCUCAGUGGGGAGGGCGCUGAAGAGCAGCCCAACUUUACCCACACGGUGCCAAGGGAAGAGACCCAGAGUGAAGCCUCCAAUCCGGCCGAGAACGUGAAUCUCGAACAUUUUCACGACUUGAAUGCAGCACAGGUUGUCGGAACUGAGCAGUGCUAUUUUGAAGUGGCUGCAGAAACAAGUGUGAAGAGCAGCUUGCUUGCAAAUACCCCAAACGCCCCAAUUCCCAAGGUUCCUGACGGCUCCACGAUUGAAUAUUGUGAGCGAGAAUCUAGAGAACAGAUUUGCAGCGAGUUAUAUUACUCUCCUAAUGAGGCCUCGCGUUCCAAAAAGGUAGCGGCUGAUUCUUACCCCCCCCCCCCUUCACCCGAGAAGAACAGCAUGGUGCAGCAGCCUCCUCAUGAAAAAGCCAAGCUUGUGCUUAGUCCAACCUCCUUCAGCGAAGUCAAACCCUCACCCAUCUCCUCCCCAUCUAGGCUGUUGAGGUUCCUGAAGAUUCCGUCGAUUGGCGAGCGGGCGCAAGCUGCCAAUCCGCUCCGCCUCAGCCCCCAGCUUACUCGCAGUUCCAAGAUCCCCUGUCGAAACAACUAUGAGGUGCAUCAUUCUCCCGUUCUGGCUCGCAAAGCCACCACCACUGAGAGGGAGAAGCAGCCUCAGUCAUCCAAGGUUGACUCCUACCCAUCUGCACAUUCAGCUCCAACCUCCCCACCGAAGCCAGAAGAUGACUUGUUGCCCAUUGCCAGGGAGAUCAAUUUUAGUGGUUCCUCUGUGCCGAAAGCCUGUCACAGUGCCAAAUCGGCACCGUCUUCUCAGCCUCAAAGAGGCUUCCAGAAGGUUCCUCACUAUGAAAAUGUCUGUGAUGUUCCUACUUCCUGUCACCUGGAUUGCUCCUCCCAGUGUUUCGAGGGAACAAACAUACCCCAUUUUCUCCCUUAUCCACAAAAUGAAACUUGCGUCGAUAAGCAGCCCAAAAUACAGGAGAAGAAGAUUGUUAGCCCGUCUUUCAAGCAGCACAAUGUGUCAAGCACAGCUGAGCAACCCUGUGAUUUCUCUCCCCCAGAUCUAGAGACUCAAACUGAGGGCACAGUCUGGUGCGACCUCCAUGAUCACCACAGCCUGUCAGCAUCUUCUGCUUCCCAGAGAGCUCAGAGCAGCUGUAGCCAUCCCAGCAUAUCUGACAGACACGAAAAAGUCUCCGAAAGCUCCUCUAGGACUUCUGAAGCUGUCGUACUGCAAGAUGGGGCUCAGAGAGGUGAUCUGGCCUCCAUUCCUAAGAAAACAGUUGCUGUGAAGCCACCAAGUGAAUCUAGUCAUCACCUAUUUAAGGAACGCUUGGCAGCUCUUGGAAAGCUCAAGACCACAGAAGACCUGAUAGUCACUCAGCCCGCAGAUAAGAAAGACGCACAAUGUAAUGCUGGAAAGGUUGUGUCCCCCAGCAUUGGGGAGAAAAGUAAAACCGCAGAGAGGCAGAGUGAUCGAGGCGUUCCGGAGCACAAACUGCCAAAACACACAGACUCGCUGGACGGUAAGCCGUACCCCAAACCAGGGAGCCUUGCCACCAAGUCCCCUGCACCAUGUCCGUCAUAUGAGCCAGGAAGCAAAUCCUUAACCACCAGCUCAGUAAUUCCUAAGGCCGAGCUGGAGACAUUCGGAUCCAAAAUAUAUGUAGCAAAGGCAGAGGGUCCAAAGAUAAAGGUGAACUUGCCUUCUUCAAGCCCUGAUCCCCCCCAGGUGCUGCGUAACUACAUGAAGUGUAGCUCCACCCCGAAUCCCCCUUACAGUAGCAGAACUGCUCCCAGCCCGCAGAACAGCCCCACCAAAGUCCCAUCUAAAUCGCCGUCCAAAGCCCCUCAGGCUGCUUCCAACCCAAGGCCGACUAAACCAAGCCAGGAUGACCGUGUCUCUCAGAAGCCAUCGCCGCGGUCAGAGGACAAGAGCAAGUUCACCGGCAGCAAGAAGAAGAGCCCGGCCUGUAUGGAGAGCGCCCCCCCAGGCCCCAUUAAGUCAGCAGAAGCCAUGGAUGACCGGAGACCCUUUGUCUCUGCUCCUCAGUCCGCUAUUGAGCAGAAGGUGAUGAAGGGCAUAGAAGAGAACAUGCUGAAGCUGCAGGAGCAGGACCGGGGUCACGCGGCCGAGGUCAAGCAGAAGGCGUCCAAUGGCAUCGCCAGCUGGUUCGGCCUCAAGAAGAGCAAGCUACCGGCCCUGAGCCGUAAGCCUGAGGCCUCCAAGCUUAAGAUAGGUACGCCCUCUGCUGGCAAGGAGGCCAAAACGGCUGCAAAGAAGAAGCUGGAGGCUGAGAGUCUGAACAUCUCAAAGCUGAUGGAGAAGGCCGAGGAUCUGCGGCGUGCUCUGGAGGAAGAGAGGGUUUACAUGAACGGGGUAGCCCUGGAUCGGCCUGGCAGAGGUCACUCCUGUGAGGUGGUGAUGGAUCAGUGCCAAGGGCAGCUGUCUGUGAUGUACAGGGGCGUCUCCUCUGACAACUUCAUGCAGCAAUUACUGAACCGUGUGGAUGAGAGGGACCCGGGCCAUUUUGGAAUCGCCUCCCGGCGCCUUUCCUUCGACUCCAAAAAGUCGAGGCCCAUUUUCAGCCAUCAGAGGAGUGACAUCAGUCAUACUAAGAGCAGUGGAGAAAUUGAAAAGGGCUCAGACCUGAUCAGUAAAGAUGUCCAAUCAGAUGAGAUUCUGGCAGAAUCCAUAAAUUCUCAACACUUCACAGGUUCUGGGUCCUCCAUGCGGACCCUUGACAGCGGCAUCGGUACCUUCCCUUUGCCGGACUAUAUCAGCGGUGCGGCAUUGAAAAGUGUCCCCAAGGUCAAGUCCCAGGGGGAGCAAGAGAUCUUUGGUCCCCCAGGGAAACUUGGACUCGUGACAAAGGUUCCCCGCAAAGCUCACACCCUGGAGAGGGAGCUGUCCUCCCUGGAGGAGGUGGAUUCGUGUAGCUUGUACAGCUCGGCGCUGGAAGGAAAGAGCUCGGUGGUGCAUCUGUCCGGCACAAUCCAUGAAGAUGCUGAUGACUAUGGAGCGGAUGUACAGUCUCCGCCCAUGAAGAACUGGACCGUCCCCAACCUGAAGGCUCCCACUGUGCCAGCGGAGGUCUACCUGGGCGUCAAGGAGGAGAUGGACCCAGCGGGGCAGACCCCCUUCCGGAGGGCGAUGAAGGCCUGUCCUCCGACACCGCGGGACACCGACCCCGCCAGCUUGCCGCUGCCCCCUCCGGUCUGUCUGGCCCGACGUGGCAAGAGCCAGACCCCCAUCGCCGCAGAGAUGAGCAAGGAUGGAGGGCUGGAGCUGAUCAAAGAGCAGCCAGAUGACAUCCUGUCCCCCAGUCGGCCACAGACCCUGGAGACUCCUGAAUCGCUGAGCGACUCUCUGUAUGACAGCCUGUCCUCCUGUGGGAGUCAGGGAUGAGGGGAGACUCUCAGGCUUGUGGGGAGGGGCGUCCGGGAGACCGCCGUUCAGCGGGCCGCUGCUCAAGCACCCAGAGCCGGCAGUGUGGUCCUGUGACGUCAGCCCCCCCCCCCAACACCCACCACUGCCCAUUUCUCAGAGUCUGGCUGCUGGGUAAAGAAACCCCCUCCCUCCCCCCACCCCAUGCGUUCACAGAAUUUCUGAAGAUGGACAAACUGGCCUGGCUGUGAUCCCAGCCGGAGGAAGCAGACGGCCACCAGAACUGUUUUUACAGUGUGCUCACACACGCACACACACACGCGCACACACACACACACACGCGCACACGCACGCGCGCGCACACACACACACACGCACACACACGCGCGCGCACACACACACACACACACACACACACACACACACACACUUCACCGCUUCAUCUAGGCAUGAUUGGCAUCCAGACACACUAUUUUUCGGAGCAGCCUGUCCUGGAAGUGCGCUACCGUUUAGCUGCAGGAGACGCGUAACACAAAUGCCUGCUCUCCUCUCGGCCACGAGGGAGCCAUUUAUCUGAGUGUUUCGUUCACAAUGGAGUCACCUCAGGAAAGUGGGAGAUCUCAUCGAAUUAUUUACAUCUGCAUUGAUGCGCAGAUUUCACAACAAUUACCCAUAAAGCAUUGGGCAGACUAUAAAAGAUUGAAGCCAAUACUCCCAAUGUGUUUAAAGCAUUCUUUUUUAUGAUGAUGAUUAUUAUUAUUGUUAUUAUAAUUAUUAUUAUUGUUGUUAUUAUUGUGUUGUUGUUGUUAUUUGUUAUUGUUUAUUUUGUAACAUGUUAUACAAAUCAGGCUUCCAUCCAUUUUAUCACUUCUGGAAUUUGUUUUGAAAUGUGAAUGCUACUUGUGUUUUUAUUUUGUUGAUCUUUAUUUUUUAACUUAAAUAAUAAUAAUAAUCUUGGUGCAGAGACGCUAACUCUGUUUUCUCCAAAAUAAAGAGGUCAUUGUCAGGAGAGCUGUGUGGUUCCCUGUGUUACAUUAAGCUUGGGACUCAC